This is a messenger RNA of Centruroides sculpturatus (bark scorpion), 1985 nucleotides long. RefSeq names its product protein phosphatase 1K, mitochondrial-like. The record is from RefSeq and is a predicted model, not a curated record. The transcript has 6 exons. Gene Ontology annotation, molecular function: protein serine/threonine phosphatase activity; cation binding. Gene Ontology annotation, biological process: protein dephosphorylation. Bases 367 to 1569 code for a protein of 400 amino acids. NCBI's taxonomy places the organism in Eukaryota, Metazoa, Arthropoda, Arachnida, Scorpiones, Buthidae.
GCCUACGAAAUUAUGAAUUAAUGUAUUAAAAUGUUAUCGGUAAAUUUAGCGAUUUUCUGUUUCUGAUAGGAAAAUUUCCCUAAAUUUAUAAAUUUGAGAUUCGUUUUCCCUAAAAAUUAGCAUUUUUGGGGAGGUUUUUCCCUUUACCGAUGUAAAGUUAGCACAUAGUUCCCUCUUUCUAAAUUUUGAAGUGUUGGAAUUUUAUCUCGGCAGAUUUAAUUUUUGAGAGAUUUGAAGAUUUUAAAGUAAUUAGAUAUUUCACGACAUGACAUUCAGUUGAUUUGAAAGUCGAUGCUCUUCCCGUUUGAAUCGCAUUGACUUUUAAACCAACCAAAUGACACAAAGUAUCCGAUUAUCUCGAAGCCGAUGCGAAUCUUUGCCUCGGCAAACAGAGCCGAAAAUGCAUCCGUGACGACGAGGCUGACAGUCAGAUGUCUUAUGAGAAGGGAUCUUUCCAUAUUAAAAACAUUAUUAGACUUUAGGAUAAAAGUUAAUGUCAUGCUUAAAUUGUAUCAACGUAUUUAUAAUAGCAGUUUGAAACAUCAUUCCUUGUUGAAAAAUUACAUAAAAACUUUUGCAACUGUGUUGAAUGAUUCAGAAAAUAAAGAUGAAAGUCCAGAUCCCAUAAAUUUUGACACAUUUGGAACUUGGGAUAACAGAAUAGAUUUGCCACUUUUGCUACCUGAAAGUAUUAAACAUGGAAAGCCUAUACCUCAGAUCUCUGUAGAGAAUGCAGGAUGUGCAAGCAUCAUUGGACGCCGUACUACAAAUGAAGAUCGAUUUAGGGCUAAAGAAUUACUUCCUGACUUGUUAUAUUUUGCUGUUUUUGAUGGACAUGGUGGAGCAGAAUGCGCUGAUUUUUGCAGUAAAUAUAUGGAACAGCAUAUUUUGAAUGUAAUAAAACGUGGAGAACAGAACCUAGAAGUUGUUUUACAAACAGCAUUUUUUGAUGUAAAUAAUUCUUUUACCAAUUAUUUUAAAUGUUCAGAAGGAAAUGAGCAGUCGUCUGGAACAACAGCAACAGUAUGUCUUUUAAAGAAUAGUAUCGAAUUAGUGAUUGGACAUGUAGGUGAUAGUCGUGCUAUAUUAUGUCGCAAUGGAGAUAACAUGACACUUACAAUUAAUCAUGCAGCUGAUUUAAAAUCAGAAAGGGAAAGAAUUUUAAAAUCUGGAGGUUAUAUUACAUCAGAUAGCCUAGGUAGGAAUCUAGUAAAUGGCAGACUGGAUAUGACUCGUAGUCUCGGUGACAUUGAACUUGCACAGUAUGGUGUCAUAGCUCUUCCCGAUACAAGAUCUCUGCAGGUGAAACACGGAAAAGAUUCAUUUGUGAUACUCACAACUGAUGGAAUUAAUGUCGCAUUAAGUGAUCAAGAAAUUUGUGAUAGUGUUAAUAACUGUACAACGCCCGCCGAAGCUGCCAAUUUUAUCACAGACCAAGCCAUGCAAUUUGGAUCCCAGGAUAAUGCAACUGCAGUAAUUGUGCCAUUUGGUGCCUGGGGAAAAUUUCAGAAUUAUAGUGGCAUUAAAUAUAAUUUUGGUCGAACUCUCACCCAUAGCAGCAGAUAUUAGGUAAUAGUGCGAUUUAUUAACUCAGUCUGAAAAUGUAAGAUAAAUAUAAUAUCUUCCUCAAAAAUGUGUUUUAAAAUAAAUUAUGUAUAUUGUAAUUUCAUAAAUGGAUAAUUUUUGUAAUAUUGUUAUGAGAAAAAUGUUUGAAAUUAAAUUAAAUUUUAUAAAAUUAAUGUUUUUUUUUUAAUGCACUUUCUCAUUUUCUACACAAUGUUUUAAGAUAGAAGCUUUUCUGAAACUAUCCCUGUUAUUUUUUUUUAAUAAAAGUGACCUCUGAAAAUAAAAAAGUAUCUUAUGCUGAAGAUAUUUCAAAUUCAAAAUAUGAUUUUAAAAAAUACUUUAGAAAAAACUGUUGUAUGUCCUAAUUAGUGUUUGUAAUGGUACUUUCCAGUUAGCAUGGUGCCAGUCAAUUGAUGCAA